AUGUCGGGUUAUUACCUUGGUAUGUGCUUUGCUGCGCCUGAAAAACAUCUUUGUUUUUUCUACUUGGCUUCGAGAGGAUGGAAAACUUUCUUCUUCUUUGCUGUUCUCUUUCCAGCAGUCACCAGUGCCCUGGCAUAUUACUGGUCACGGAAAGGUUGGAAUAAUCAUCCGUUAGCCCGAACACUCGCUGUUCAUGCUCUCCCGCAGUCAGGUUGGAGGGCAGUAGCUUCUUCCAUCAAUACAGAAUUUAGGAGGAUCGACAAAUUUGCUACCGGCACCCCAGGAGCGAGGGUUAUUGUUACGGACACAUGGGUGAUUAAAGUGACCACCUACUGUUUACACGUUGCCCAGCAGCAGGACAUUCAUUUGACGGUGACAGACUCCAGACAGCAUGAACUCACCCCAGACUCAAAUAUGCCUGUGCAGUUCCUCACCAUCCGUGUUGCCAGUAUUAAUCCCUACGUGAAGGCAUUUGAUAUCCGGUUGAACUCCACAGAGUAUGGGGAACUCCGAGAAAAGCUCCAUGCUCCCAUCAGCAAUGCAGCUAAUGUUGUGAUCCAUCAAAGCCUUAGUGAUUUAUUUCUAGAAACCUUUACGUCUCUGGUGGAAAUGAACCAGACAUACCCUGUUCCAAGCACUCAGGAGCUGGAGCCAUGCAUAGGGUGUAUGCAGACUAUCGCUAACAUCAAGCUCAUCAAGAACUGCCAGGAGCCAAACGACGGGGAAUGCCAGCAAUGCUACUGUCGUCCCAUGUGGUGCCUCACCUGCAUGGGCAAAUGGUUUGCCAGCCGACAGGAUCAGCAGCACCCAGAGACCUGGCUGUCGAGCCAAGUGCCUUGUCCGACUUGCCGAGCCAAAUUUUGCAUUUUAGAUGUUUGCAUAAUACGAUGAAUAAUACUUGGGUAUGUUCUAACUUUUUACAUUUGAAUGUAUUUCAUAAUGGAUUUGGUUAAACGGCCUGUCUGAUUUGUUUGAGACGUCACAUCCUACAGGGGUGCAAACUCCAAAGUUUUGUUUUACAGUGUUGAAAACAGAUGUAAAUCUUUUCAGUUCCUCUCCACUUUUACUGGUAUUGUUGGUUUUUAUUCACCAGAUGUCAGUUUCUGGAAUUUUUUUUUUAAACCCGUAUUUUGCUUUCUUACGUCUUGGAUGGAAUAAGGGUUUCCCUCUAUAUUUGCAAUACUAUUCUCUUUUCAAGUUUUAACAUAGGUUAAACUGUUUCAAUUUUUAAAUUUAACUUGGGUUUUGAUUCUUUAGUAAAGGGCUAACUGA
Pygoscelis adeliae (Adelie penguin) is the source of this 1272-nucleotide messenger RNA. RefSeq names its product transmembrane protein 129, E3 ubiquitin protein ligase (gene TMEM129). Gene Ontology annotation, biological process: protein ubiquitination. The coding region runs from base 1 to 891 and encodes 296 amino acids. Lineage: Eukaryota; Metazoa; Chordata; Aves; Sphenisciformes; Spheniscidae. The record is from RefSeq and is a predicted model, not a curated record. Gene Ontology annotation, cellular component: endoplasmic reticulum; membrane. The transcript is spliced from 4 exons. Gene Ontology annotation, molecular function: ubiquitin protein ligase activity.